AAUUAAUUGCUUGUUGUUUAAGGUGUUUGAAAGCUUUGUUACCUCAUUUUGGUAAUGAAAUUUGUUCAUACCUUAAACAUUCAAGACUUUUACCAGAAAUAGUGACAACUGAUGGAACUAUUAACUAUACUCAAUCAAUUGAUCAAUUACAGUAUCUGCUAAUGGAACGUGAAUGCAUUUCGGGCAUUUACCCAGUGACACUCGCCUUCUUAGAUCUAGUAAUUUGUAUCUUGAGUAACAUUGAACAGAUCGAAUUAGUCCCUGAUGCAGAAAGCCCUCUAGAUGUACUUCAUUCAUGUACAUAUUACGUAUUGUGUGCUAUUUUUGUUUCGUAUGAUCAUUGGCGUUACAAUAAUUCUGUGGAGCAUGUUCAAGUUGGUCGCAAAUGUUUGGAAAUUUUCAAUAGAAUUAUGUUGGGAUGUCCACCUGGAAAUGAAAUUCCUAAGCAUACUGACCCUAUGGUAUCUACUAAAGAAAGUCCGUUACAAAAUUCUCUGCGAAACAAUUUUUCAAAAAGUUUUUUAAAUGAAGGUGGUUUAUAUCAUGCACUACCAUUAUUUUCUAUAAUUGAAAGAGGAAAAGAGCAGAGGCAUUAUGUAGAGAGAGUUUCGAACUAUCAAAUGUCACGGGAUUCGACUGAAUUGUUAGAGUUGACAUUAUCAUUUCUUUUGAGGCUGUUAAAAACACGGAUAAAAAGCGCCGAAGUCUCGUGGAUGGAAGUUAGUUUGUUGGACGGAUCUUCAGAAAAUAAUAAUAGUGGAUUAGUUGCAGCUAUUGCAUCAUUUAUCAAAUGUACAGAUAACUUGAAUAUCUCGAUAUUAUCCUGCGAGUUGCUAACCUUGAUUAUUGCGUUGGCUAUAAAAUCGUUACCAAAGUGGACAUCGUUGGGUAGCCUUCUUGGAAAUGGCGCCGAGUCAAAAAAUUUGUUAAAUCUUUUCUUGCAUAGGCUUAAAUCAGAGAUUCAAGCCCCAAUUCUUCAAGUUGCCAUAUUAAAUUUUUUUACGAUUUCAACGCACGCGCAUAUCGGGUUAAUUAUUCAGGGAUCUCAUGCUUUCCCUGAUAUACUUGACCGUAAAGGCAAAAGUAAAGCCAUGGACGCUAAUUCUCUUGAUUCUAUUAUUCGAAUUGUUCUCGACUUCCUACAGGAUUGGGAAAAUCUUCAACAGGAAAAGCCGUUUUUAUUACUAGCCACAAUACGAUUCCUUGAU
This is a messenger RNA of Dentiscutata heterogama, 1208 nucleotides long. The record is from the annotation of a GenBank genome assembly. NCBI's taxonomy places the organism in Eukaryota, Fungi, Glomeromycota, Glomeromycetes, Diversisporales, Gigasporaceae.